Molecule: messenger RNA, 942 nt
Organism: Trypanosoma conorhini
Lineage: Eukaryota; Euglenozoa; Kinetoplastea; Trypanosomatida; Trypanosomatidae
Exons: 1
Coding region: 1-942 (313 amino acids)
Source: RefSeq, a predicted model, not a curated record
AUGAUUUUCCGUGUUUUUGUUGUUGUUGCGUUGGUGUGUCUCGCAGGCACCGUUGAGGCGGUGGAGGGUGACAUUGACUGUGGGACCGCGAAGGCGUGCUACCCCUGGGCGAGUGGGGGUGUGGAGGAUAAGGUGCAGGUGCCAUGCGUGCGUGGAAAGCGGCUGAACCUUCGUUUCAUGUUGGAUGUUGCGGCGGAGAGGCGUGCUGCGGCAGGUGGGAAACCGGUAACUGCAGUCUAUGGUUUCUGCCCCGUGGUUGACGAACUUGAUGUGUUCACGCUCUUCUUGGCUUCUGCCGUGACGACGCUCAACGCCACCGGUACUUAUUUUGCUCUUUCACACAACAUUGGUCGGAAGUAUCUCUCCGUGUAUGGAUUUGGGAUGUCAAACAGUACAUUGUUUCCCCAGGAAGGCCUCUCCACAGGGAUUGUUAUGGUGGCGGAAAGUGGGAAUUCCGUGUGCGGCUCCCCCCGCUCCGUGGCACUCGUUCAUACCUUGCUUCUGGACAUCGGCCUGCACCGGGGGUUAUUUAACUACAUUGGCGCUAGGAUGGCCUCGCCACCGAAUGCUACAGACAAUGCUACAAGCCGUGCCUCCGGGGCUGCUAAGGAAACUGCCAUGCAAGAGGAUGAGGUUGUGGUGCAGCCGGCAAUGGUUGGAUUCCGCCCGACGUGCAAUGGGAAUGACGAAUGUCUUUUUGAUUCGUCUAGUGUCUGCAUUGGGGAUAAAGUUGGAAACAAAAAUUGUGCAAAAUGUUACGAAUCCCCUUUGGACGUUACGCAUCAGCAUCUUGCUGUGUGGGCCUCAUACUAUGGAACCGAUGCACAUGGUCGCCCAAUGCGGAGCGGUGGACUGAACCCGCUGAACUAUAGACAGUUUGCUGGGAAUCGGUUGUUUAUGGAACUUAAGAAGGCACUCGACAGCCUGAAGCUGGGCUGGUAG